AUGCCCUCACUACGCAACAUCCUCCACAAAAGCGAAGACCUCAGCACCACUCAAACACCCCAAAAUGUACCAACAACACCCCAAGCACCCGAGUUCAAGCUCAUCCGCUCAGACACGCACACCGAGGAGAUAAUUACCCCGCUAUCUAUUCCAACCAACCAACCCCAACCCCAAUACCUAUCAUCACCAACUCAAGACGAGCCCACGUCUCCACGGCGAAGCUUCCAGUUCUUCAACCGCUCUCCCAGACCUACCUCUGCAUCCUCGCAAUCCCCACCGCAUCGCGAGCACCGCCUCUCAAACCUCCUCCACCUCGACCACCGCAGUCGCAGUAACUCGCGCGACUCCUCCGCUAACAUCCCCGCGGAUCUGCCGCAGAUCGACGAUGAUCGUAGCGCGAGUAAGCAGGAGCGUGAGGCGUUGUGGGAGAACAGGGCUACUGUGCUUGUGCAGCGGAAUCCGUACUUCGCGCACUCCGGCUCGUCCUUGCCGGGGCAGCAGGGUGAGGGGGAGGCGUCGCUAGGUUUAGGACUUGGAGUUCCGGAGCAGGUUAGACCGAAGAGCUCGGGCCAGAGUCGGAUUGGUCUGGAUCGGAACGAAGAUAUCAAUAUUCAAGAGGCGAUUCGACUGCAUGAAUCUGGUGAUCUCGAGCGAUCAACUCACAUGUUCGGACAGCUUGCUGAUCCAAAUGGCGCGAAUAAUCCUCUGAGUCAGGUUCUUUAUGGCCUUGCACUACGACACGGAUGGGGAUGUCCUGUAGAUCCCGCACGUGCCGUAACCUAUCUCUCCGCCGCAGCAUCCAACUCAGCCGCAGUUGAGGCUGAGGCCCUCCGUGCCGGGGUUAAAAAAGGGGGAUCUGCAAAAGGAGAGCUCGUUUUGGCCAUGUUCGAGCUGGCGAAUUGCUUCCGCAAUGGGUGGGGUGUAGCAAAGGAUCCUGCUGCUGCUCGACAGUAUUAUGAAACUGCUGCGAACUUGGGUGAUACUGAUGCUAUGAAUGAAGUGGGCUGGUGUUACCUGGAGGGAUUUGGGGGUAAAAAAGACAAGUUCAAAGCGGCCAAGUAUUACAGACUUGCCGAGGAGAAUGGGUGCCCUACCAUUGGGAAUUCAUGGAUCUGGAAAGACAAGUACAACCCAAAGUAA
This is a messenger RNA of Penicillium vulpinum, 1140 nucleotides long. RefSeq names its product tetratricopeptide repeat protein. Bases 1 to 1140 code for a protein of 379 amino acids. Lineage: Eukaryota; Fungi; Ascomycota; Eurotiomycetes; Eurotiales; Aspergillaceae. The transcript has 6 exons. The record is from RefSeq and is a predicted model, not a curated record. Gene Ontology annotation, molecular function: protein binding.